This is a messenger RNA of Acanthoscelides obtectus, 579 nucleotides long. NCBI's taxonomy places the organism in Eukaryota, Metazoa, Arthropoda, Insecta, Coleoptera, Chrysomelidae. The record is from the annotation of a GenBank genome assembly.
AUGAGUUCUGAUAUUGAAAGCUUCUUAUGUAAUUAUUUGCAAACGACCCAUUUCUUUAUACAACUCGACGAGUCAACUUUACCUGAUAAUGCAGCAUUAUUAUUGGCAUAUGUUCGUUUUAUUAUGAAUCAAGAAAUCUACGAAGAACUGCUUUUCGCAAGAACUUUGAUAACCGACACUAAAGGUGAAUCAAUAUUUCAUGUUUUGAAGGAUUACUUCAUUGAAAAAGCAAUUCCUUUAUCGAAUAUAAUAUCAGUAGCUACAGAUGGAGCACCCGCCAUGGUUGGACGGGUGUUAGCAAUACAUUGCGUCAUCCAUCGACAACAUUUAGUUGCUAGAAAUUUGAGUGUUAGAUUGCAUGAAUCACUUCAUUUAGUCAUUGAUGCAGUAAACCGAAUCCGAAGCAACGCGUUGAAUACGCGGUUAUUUGCGCAGUUGUGUGAAGAAAAUGACGAACACAUUCAUCAAUUACUCCUUCACACUGAAGUACGCUGGCUGUCAAAAGGCUUAUGUUUGACAAGAUGUUUUGCACUUUUUGAGACUAUUUUAGAAUUUCUGGAUACUAAAGAUAAAAUUUAA